Molecule: messenger RNA, 4131 nt
Organism: Diachasma alloeum
Lineage: Eukaryota; Metazoa; Arthropoda; Insecta; Hymenoptera; Braconidae
Gene: sl
Product: 1-phosphatidylinositol 4,5-bisphosphate phosphodiesterase gamma-1
Exons: 3
Coding region: 231-3989 (1252 amino acids)
Biological process (GO): phosphatidylinositol-mediated signaling; phospholipid catabolic process; positive regulation of epithelial cell migration
Molecular function (GO): phosphatidylinositol-4,5-bisphosphate phospholipase C activity; protein binding
Source: RefSeq, a predicted model, not a curated record
CACAAGUGCUAUUAUCUGAUUUGCACCAGUUGCUGAAUUACUUGUGCAUGAAAGUGCAGGCGGAAACGCUGCACACCUGAUUAGAUGUUCGAUAUUUCGAUAAGAGAUGGAUAAACGGAUUUUUUGAUCCGCCUGGGGAGCUGAAGAACAGAAAUGAAUCGCCUGACAGCCAUUCCCUAGAGCCAAUUCUCCUUACUAAACCCAACCGCAGACCUAUUUCCACCGACCUAAUGUUGGACAAACCGAUGAAGAUGAGUGGAAUCAUCCCCGAGAUGGAGCAGAUAAUAAGCCAACUCGAGCGUGGCACAGUGGUCACCAAGUUCUUCCAGCGAAAGAAGCCCGAGAAGAAGACGCUCAUGAUCCGGCGUGAGACGCGGCAGGUGGUGUGGGCGAAGAGUCCGACCUACCGGCCCUUCGACGGUUCCAUCGAGAUCCGCGAGAUCAAGGAGAUCGUGGUGGGGAAGAGCUCGAAAGAAUUCGAGAAGUGGCCGGAGGACUCGAAGAAGAUCGAGAACCUGCGGUGCUUCGUCAUCUACUACGGCUCUGAAUUCCGCCUGAAAACCCUGUCGGCCUCGGCCUUCAGUGAGAAAGAGUGCGAGCUCUGGGUGAAGGGCCUCCGCUACCUGGUGAAGGACACGAUAAACGCGCCGUACCCGCUGCAGGUGGAGCGCUGGCUGCGCAAGGAGUUCUACUUCAUGGAGAACAGCCGAGAGAUGGUGUCCCUCAAGGACAUAAAGAGCUUCAUGCCCCGAGCCUCCUGCAAGAUCUCCACGAACAAGCUUCGUGAAAUUUUCCAGCAAGUGGACACUCGCGAUCGAACAGAGCUGGGCUUCGACGACUUCGUCACCCUGUACCACAAGCUGAUGAUCGACCUGAACACCUUCGCCGACUGGGACCUGCUGCGCCUGAAAUACUCGAAAACGGGGAAGACGGUGACCCUCUCGGAGUUCCAGAGCUUCCUGACGAACGAGCAAGCCGACCCGCUGGGCUCGAGCCCCUCGCAGGUCUCGAAAUUCAUGAGGGAUUACCUCCAGGACCCCCAGAGGGACGUGCAGGACCCCUACUUCACCUGCCACGAGUUCAUAGACUUCCUGUACUCGAAGCAAAACGACAUCUGGAACGACAAGUACAACAGACCGACCCAGGACAUGAGACGCCCCCUGUCCCACUACUGGAUAGCCUCCUCCCACAACACCUACCUCAUGGGGGACCAGAUCAGCAGCGAGAGCAGCUGUCAGGCCUACGUGAGAGCCCUGAGGGCGGGCUGCCGCUGCAUCGAGCUCGACUGCUGGGACGGCCCCGACGGAAUGCCCUUCAUCUUCCACGGUCACACCUUAACGACGAAAAUCAAAUUCUUCGACGUCAUCAAGACCAUCAAAGAGCACGCUUUCGCCACCUCGGAGUACCCUGUCAUAAUAUCAAUUGAGGACAACUGCACGCUUCCCCAGCAGAGGAAAAUGGCUGCUACGAUGCAAGAGGUCUUCGGUGAGAGUCUGCUAACCCAGCCCAUCGACAAAAACGAGAGCUCGCUGCCUUCGCCGUUCGCCCUCCGUGGGAAAAUCAUACUGAAGCACAAGAAACUCCCCGAGGGGGUCGACGAGUCCACCUUCAUAGCGAGGAAUAACGAGCACCUUCCCCACGAGAUGGACCUCAGGAACACUGUGAAGAACGGCAUUCUCUACCUGGAGGACAUAGCGGAGAGGGAGUGGUACCCCCACUUCUUCAUCCUGACGAAGCAGCACCUUUACUACACAGACACCUUCUCCCAGAGUCAGGAAGUCGAGGACGUCGAGGAGGACGACAACGACGCCGAGGAGCGAGAGGCCGAAGUGGCUCAGUCCUCGUCCUUCAACCUAUCCGACUCCAGGAGCUUCUCCAACAUAACGAGAACGAGAAAGCUGAAUGGCCACGCAGUGCCCAACGACGAGCUGCAUUACGGGGAGAAGUGGUUUCACGGAAAGCUCGCGAGUGGCAGGGGCGAGGCCGAGGAGCUCCUGCGGAGGUACUCCCACCUGGGGGACGGAACGUUUCUCGUGAGGCAGUGUGUGACCUUCGUGGGGGACUACUGCCUCUCCUUCUGGCGGAAGGGCAAGGUCAACCACUGCAGGAUCAAGCUGAAGCAGAGCAUGGGGCAGACGCAGUACUACCUGAUUGACAGCAUCUGCUUCGACAGUCUGUACUCGUUGAUAACGCACUAUCGAAAUCAUCCGCUGAGGAGUCAGGAGUUCCUGAUAACCCUCAGGGAGCCGGUGCCCCAGCCCUGCAAGCACGAGGAGAAGGAGUGGUGGCACAGCCAGUGCACCAGGGGAAGCGCUGAAGAUGUCCUCAAGAGGAUACCCACCAAUGGCGCAUUUCUGGUGCGCCCCAGUGAGAAGGAGAAUAACAACAGCUACACGACGUAUGCGAUAUCGUUCAGGGCUGAGAACAAGAUCAAACACUGCAGGAUUAAGUUCGAGGGGCGGCUGUACACUGUGGGGUCCAUUCAGUUCGAGAGUCUCGUGGAGCUCGUCAGCUACUACGAGCGUCAUCCCCUGUACAAGAAGGUGAGACUCUCCUGUCCCAUCAGUCCGGAAAUUAUGAGCAGUGUGCUGAGCUCUGGGGACUCGGAGGGUUCUCUAUCACAAAUUCAUGAUAACGACGUGGACAGCGAGAACGAUUACGACAUGCCGGGGUACAUGGACCCAGCGGCGUUUCUCUCGAAGAUAACGGUCAAGGCUAUUUACGAUUACAAGGCCAGGCGGGAGGACGAGCUGACCCUCGUUAAGCACGCGAUUAUCACGAAUGUUCAUCGACAGGAUGGCGGCUGGUGGAGGGGGGACUACGGGGGGAAGAAGCAGCACUGGUUCCCGGCGAAUUAUGUUGAAGAGAUCGACUGCAUCGAGGGGCUGGAGGGGUCAGAGGGCCAGCAUCUGGAUCCCACGGAGGCGAUGCUGCUGGGGCACCUGCAGAAGGGGGCGCUUGACAUCACUGGGGCUGUCGUGGAGAUUGCGGUGGCCGACAGGCCGGGGCUGGAGUGGAGCAUCAAGAUCCAGAACCCCAACAUGUGCUCGGUGUUCGAGGCAUGCACACUCUCCAAGGACAUCGCCCUCGAGUGGGUGGCUGCCAUCAAGGAGACUGCACAGCACGCCAACGUCAGGGAGAAUCAGAAUAAGGAGAUUGAGAGGGCAUUGAGGAUAGCCAAGGAGAUGUCGAAUCUCAUCAUCUACUGCAGAUCUGUGGCUUUCGAUAUGGAGAGGAUCGCUGCGAAGAACUUUGUGUUCCAGGAGAUGAGCAGCUUCCCCGAGACGAAGGCUGAGAAACUCAUUUGCCAGCAGGAGCACUCGUUUUUCCUGAAGUAUCAUCAGGUGCAGUUCAGCAGAGUUUAUCCCAAGGGGCAGAGGAUUGACUCCUCUAAUUAUAAUCCUGUGGCCUUUUGGAAUGCUGGGUGUCAGAUGGUGGCGCUGAAUUAUCAGACUGGGGACAAGGCCAUGCAGCUCAAUCAGGCCAAGUUCAGGGAGAAUGGCAAUUGCGGGUAUGUGCUGAAGCCGGAGUUCAUGAUGCAGGAGGGGUAUUUUACGUAUGAUAAGAGGACUCUCAGGGGGGUCGACACUAUGAGGUUUCAGCUGAAGAUUGUGGGCGCCAGGCAUCUGCAUAAACAGGGCAGGGGCACUGCCAGCCCUUAUGUCGAGGUGGAGAUCGUUGGCGCUGAGUAUGACAGUGGCAACAAACUUACGACGAAAACUAUUUCUGAUAAUGGGUUCAAUCCUAUGUGGAAUGAAAUCUGUGAGUUUGAUGUUGUUAAUCCGAAUUUUGCGCUUCUGAGGUUUCUUGUGCAGGAUGAGGAUGUCUUUGGGGACUGCAAUUUUCUGGGGCAAGCUACCUAUCCGGUACAAUGUCUUCGAACUGGCUACAGAAGUGUACCACUGAAGAAUCAGUACAGCGAAGACCUAGAACUAGCCACUCUACUAGUGCACAUAUCAAUUACGAAAAUUCCUUCCUCGUCAAAGUGAUGAAAAUUUGAAUUUUUUCAAUGAGAUUUUGAGUCUUCUUUUAACGGCGAAAUUGUAUAUUACUGGUUUUAUAUUCAUUACUGUUAAUAGAUUAUGCGAGAGUGAAGUUUAUUAAAGAAAACAUGAGUUUAUAUUCAGAUAA